AAAAUGGCGACUCUCCAUUCCGCUGUCAUCUAGAGUCUAUAAUCUAGAUCUAAUAAAAUAAUUGUAUUUACAUCAGUAAAAAGAGGAAAUAUUGUAUAAUUACUAAUCAUCAGAUGAAUGAAAGAAUGAACAAUCACGUGAUACUUUCAAUACGUCUUUUUUGUAUCUUUAGUCUUCUAGAUGGCACUCUCAGCUUUGCAGGAUUAAAGAUGACAAUCGAGGGGUAUGAAAAAGAGUGCAAGGGUGUCACCGACUGUGUCUACACCGGUCGCAUUUAUGGAAACAUAGUGGGUGAUUUCAGUCCCAAUAAAGGUGGCUGCAUAUGGAUUUACUUGGAGAAUUGUAAUAAAGAUAAGGAUUGUUCUCACAAUUCAGGAAACUGGUUUAAGGAAUGCUUGUUCCCAGGGCGCUGUUUUAGAACAGGGUGUAAACAAAUUAGUGAUGAUGAUCACUGCUGCUGCGAAGAUGAAAGCAAUCCCUACAAAUUCAGAUCCCGUCCAGAAUUCAAGAAUUCCUGGUAUCGACUGGCAUCAUAUGAAUCGUUACCAUGGGAUCAUAGAGCCUAUAAUGUCAGCGAAAAGUUCGAUGUCUCAAAUCCACCAGUGGCAUUGAGAACUAAUGCUUUUUCGGCCUCCACUAACGGAAAACUCCAGCUACAAGCAGAUCCUAUCAUAAUCUGCGUCGGAGCAAUCUUGGUCAUGUUCACGGAACUGCUAAACAAAGAUUGGAUUUAGUCUGAAGUGUGGUUGUUUAGCUUUUUGAUGAUACUCAUGGUAUUGUAGCCACUACAAUGUUUUUUUUUUAACCAGAUCCAUUUUGGUGUUUUCAUUUUUUAUCUAUGUCUAAGGAAACACGAGAUUAAUUAGUUUCUGUAGUUAUAAACCGCUACGGGAUUAAUUUAUUUUAUUGUGUGUUCAUCACCAAAAAUAAUCCUGGGUAGAGCAUCUUUGUUUCUACCCACCUUUGUUUAAACUAAAAUUGAUCUUGAAACCCCAGCAACCUUUAUAGGUCCUGGACUCCUAUUUCAAUUGUUUUAAAGGUUUUCAAACCAAUUUUUAAGAUUUUUUUUUUAAUUUUUUUUUUUUAAUGUUCGUCUUCUACAUGUCUUCUCAGCUAAUUCCUUAAACAGCCUACCACAGAUUCAACACACAGUCCACUAUAGGUUCCACACAUGGAUCAGCACAAACUCCACACAUAAUCCACUUUGGUUCCUCGCAUAUUUUACGCCUGGCUCCUCACAUUUUCUCAUAAACAAAUGAGCUUAAUUUAAAGACGUUUUACCCAUCUUUUGUGUACGAUCUUUUUGUGUAUUAGGAUGAAAUAACAUUAAAAUACCUCUUACAUAUUGAUCUUGUAACUAUUAAAAUAGAUUGUAUUUGUAUAUACAUGCACACAAACAAUAUUGUAAAGAAACAUUCAACAAUAAAGGC
Messenger RNA from Physella acuta, 1430 nucleotides. RefSeq lists its product as uncharacterized. The record is from RefSeq and is a predicted model, not a curated record. Lineage: Eukaryota; Metazoa; Mollusca; Gastropoda; Physidae.